AUGGUUUACAUUGCCCCUGCCGACUCCAACGGUGAGGGUGCUGUCUGGACCAAGCUCUACGAGGACGGUCUUACCAACGGCAAGUGGGCUGUUGAGACUUUCAUCACCAAUAAGGGUCAGAUCACCAUCACUCUUCCUGACCUCGCCGCUGGCGAGUACCUGAUCCGCCCUGAGAUCAUUGCUCUCCACGAGGGUAACCGCCAGGGUGGUGCCCAGUUCUACAACGGUUGCGGUCAGAUUAAGGUCACUGGCUCCGGCUCGGCCUCUCUCCCCGCUACCGGCGUCGACAUGACCAAGGCAUACUCUGCCACUGACCCUGGUGUCCUUUUCGACAUCUACUCUGGUGCUACCACCUACGAGAUGCCCGGCCCUGCUGUCUGGGACGGCGCCUCCGGCUCCACUCCCUCCAAGACCGCCACCGCCUCGUCCGCCGCUGCCACAUCUGCUGCUGCCACCAGCGCUGCUCCUGCCUCUUCCGCUGCCGCCACCUCCGCUGCCGCUGAGGCCACCCCUGUUGCCAGCGACGCUGCUGCUCCUGCCCCUACAACCGGCUCCGGCUCUGGCUCCACUCUUCCUGAGGAAUUCACCAUCCAAGAGUUCAUUGCCUGGCUCAAGGAGACCACCGGCGCUACCGGUGCCUCCAAGGCCCGCCGUCACGCCCGCUCUUUCUUCGGUUAA
Macroventuria anomochaeta is the source of this 678-nucleotide messenger RNA. RefSeq names its product lytic polysaccharide monooxygenase. The record is from RefSeq and is a predicted model, not a curated record. Bases 1 to 678 code for a protein of 225 amino acids. Lineage: Eukaryota; Fungi; Ascomycota; Dothideomycetes; Pleosporales; Didymellaceae. The transcript is spliced from 3 exons.